AACAACUAGAAAUAACUAUAUUGUGAAACACGUAUCAUACACACAAUAGUGAGAAAAUCUGAUAUGCUGCUCAGAAUUUGACCUACUGAGUUCUCCUGUAAAAGUGUUGUGUUGUUCCGCAACAUAACACUUGUGUGUCAGCAAGGAAAAUGUAAUUGAAAUAUUGCACAAGGAUAAAACGUAUUACGUGUCUUGUAAUGCAAGACCGAACAACAAUGAAACUCUAUGCCUGGGUACAUCCUUUGCUAGAAGUUUAAACAUCAAUGAAGGUGACGAAGUCUUUGUGUCUUCGAUAAAAGAUGUGCCAUUCUUAACAAAAAUCAACGUCGCACCUCGCACCGCGAACGACAGAGAGAUUCUGGAAUUACAAAUGGAAAAGGUGCAAUCCACGCUGCUUAAUCAAAUUCGCGUGGUGGCCAAAGAGCAACCAAUUAUUGCGUGGGUGUCGAAAUUUUCUUCCGUAACAUUAAUCGUAGAAUCUUUAGAGCCAAAUUAUAAGUGUGGAAAACUGGAACAAUUCUCAGAGAUCCACGUGGGUGACACAGUGGCAAACGCUAAAUCAGAAUCUUCAAGUGAGCCGAGCAAACAAAAUAGCGUCACGAAUAAUCUGCUCACUGGUUUCAGAAGAUUGUUACCAUUUUCUAGCGAGCGAGUCACGUCCAAAUCGCAAGAGAAUGAAACGGAAAGAAAUCGAAAACUUUUGCAAAGCUUUCGCAACAGAAAGAAACUUAUGGUGUACCGAGUUCACCCUAUGCCAAAGUUGAACCCUACAAAAAAUAAUCCUUUCAAUGUAACUGCUGAUUGUCCCUAUCACGUGUUCGUCCCAAGGAACCAGGCGCCAAAAUUUUCAGGCAAUUUUGCAAUUUGUCGCGUGAAGAAGAUCGCAGAGGACAAACAGUAUGCGAAUGUGACCAACACUAAUUUUCUCACCAAGCUGGACUCUCCUGUCCCGCAAUUGUCCACCGAAUUAACAGUGAGACUAUUCAUCCUGGAGGACCUAUUCGAUGGAUCACAUAACAAGGAUCAUUUUAACGUUAAUUUCCUCCAUACGAGCGUUUAUGUCUCGGAUAGUUUGAGGAUCGGUUUGAAUCUUAAAACAGGGUCAAAGAUAAGCUUGUACCUGGUGGAAGAGUCCCAGAACACUGUACCCUCUUCCAUCGAGCUGUACUCCUGGAGGAACUCAGUGUCCAUAGACAAUUUUCGGAAUUACGUUGAGACACACUCGAAUCCUGAGAAAUUGUUCAUCAAUUCUUGCGCUGUUCUCCUUGUGGAUGGUAAUUGUUGCGUUUUAAAAAUUACACCGGAGGAUUGCACGUAUGCUGCAAUCGAUGCGACUGAUUUGAAGAAAAUGAAAGUUCACACGAGAACUGUGAACGAGGAGAGUCAUUUAAGGAUACCUUCAGGGUUGGAUCAAGAACAUUCUAGUCUGGAGAAAGUUUUCACACGAUAUUUAAGGAACGUUUUGACGGAGUGUCAACUCACUUUGGAUCUCAGUCUCGGUCUACGGUCGCAAUUGGGCUUCGAAUAUGAUCGAGAAAAUAUUUUAAUUUCCGGGGUAGUUGGUUCCGGUAAAACUACCGUCUGCAAAGUACUUAUGGAAUAUCUGGAAAGUCCACCGUAUUUUGUGCAUACUCAUAUGAUUGAUUGCAGAUCGUUAAAAGGGAAAAAGGCUGAAAUGUUGCAGAAAAUUUUAACAGUUGCACUCAACGAGUGUGUCUAUUAUCAACCUUCUGUAUUAUUUCUGGACGAUAUAGAAUCCAUCACAGUUGCAUCAGCAAAUGCCGAAGAGAAUACUCCGGACGCUAUGAAUGCUGCGAGAAUCACGGAUAUGCUAAUUAACACGGUGACACAGUAUCAGGAAACAUAUUACGUGUCGGUUAUUGCUACCUGUGCAGGUAUCAAUAGGAUAGGUCAGAAACUAAGGCCAGCAAGAGGGUGUCAUUUCUUCAGAACUAUUUUGUCCCUUCCGAAUCUCGAAAAGACGGAUAGAAUCGAUAUUUUGCAAUUAAUGCUCCGGGACAAGUGGUACGUGCCAGGAGAAGACGUGAAUUGGGAUUACUAUGGAAACAAGACCGAGGGAUGGAUGGUUCAGGAUCUCGUGGAUCUUGCUAAGAAAGCCACGUAUGUUGCUUGGGUUCGUCACGGUGAAAAAGAAGGCUCCAAGCCUCCUGUCGUUAUCGCAGAAGAAGACAUGUCGAAUGCGUUGAAGAAUUCCACACCGAUGUCAUUGCGGGGCAUACAACUGUACAAAGGAGCGGGUCACCUUUGGUCGGACAUUGGUGGUCUGGCUGAGGUGAAGAAGUCCCUCGUGGAGAUUCUCCAGUGGCCGUUGAAAUAUCCUGAAGUGUUCAAGAACGCUCCGAUUAAACUCCAAAAUGGUGUUUUAUUGUACGGUAUGCCUGGUACCGGAAAGACUAUGCUAGCCAAAGCGAUCGCCAACGAGUGUGGCGUGAAUUUAAUUAGCGUCAAGGGUCCAGAAUUAUUAUCAAAAUACAUAGGUGCCAGCGAGGAGUCUGUUAGGAACAUGUUCGAAAGGGCUCUUCGUGCAAAACCGUGUGUCUUGUUCUUUGACGAAUUCGAUAGUCUUGCGCCCAGACGAGGACACGAUAGUACCGGUGUAACAGAUAGAGUAGUGAAUCAAUUGUUAACGCAAAUGGAUGGAGUGGAGGAUAGAGAAGGUGUUGCGAUCGUGGCUGCUUCUUCGAGACCGGAUUUAUUGGAUCCAGCUUUGCUGAGGCCUGGACGUCUUGACAAAGCAUUGUAUUGUCCAUUACCAGAUGAGGCAGAUAGAGAGGAGAUUUUAGCAGCACUCUGCAAGGCCCAGAACAUAGACACGGUGGAAUUGGAUUUGAAAGAACUGGCUAUACUUAGUUCACAGUUCACUGGCGCGGAUUUGAACGCUGUAAUCACGCAGGCUAAAUUAUCAGCUUUCGAAGAGGCUGCUGAGAAUCUCACUGAUGGAAAGAUCACGGUGACAGAUUUUAAAGUCACUCAACGACAUCUGAUAGAUUCCAUCGGGUCCACUCAUCCAUCUUUGUCCGGCCCUGAAAAAGAAAAAUAUACAAGAAUUUAUACCAGAUUCACGGGGAACGAUAAUUUUAUGGAGGACCUGGUGAAGAAUCAGAAAGCUACUUUGGCAUAAGCCUGAAUGAAUUCAUGUAAAUCUAAGGGAUCAACUUUUUACCUAUCUAUUUUCGUAAAAGAAUAGAAUAUUCAGAAAGAUAUAAUA
Osmia lignaria (orchard mason bee) is the source of this 3229-nucleotide messenger RNA. It is a transcript of the gene Pex1, whose product is annotated as peroxisomal biogenesis factor 1. Gene Ontology annotation, biological process: protein import into peroxisome matrix. The record is from RefSeq and is a predicted model, not a curated record. Gene Ontology annotation, cellular component: cytosol; peroxisomal membrane; peroxisome. Lineage: Eukaryota; Metazoa; Arthropoda; Insecta; Hymenoptera; Megachilidae. Gene Ontology annotation, molecular function: ATP hydrolysis activity; ATP binding.